Molecule: messenger RNA, 420 nt
Organism: Calidris pugnax (ruff)
Lineage: Eukaryota; Metazoa; Chordata; Aves; Charadriiformes; Scolopacidae
Product: histone H2A-beta, sperm-like
Exons: 1
Coding region: 1-420 (139 amino acids)
Cellular component (GO): nucleosome
Molecular function (GO): protein heterodimerization activity; DNA binding; structural constituent of chromatin
Source: RefSeq, a predicted model, not a curated record
AUGUCUGGACGUGGAAAGAAACCUACAGUGGUUGCCAAACCAGGAUCUGCACAGAAGAGAUCCAAAUCGGGCAGGGCUGGUCUGCAGUUCCCCGUGGGUCGUGUCUACAGGCUCCUUAGGUUGGGGAACUACGCUGACAGGGUCGGUCCUGGUGCUGCCAUCUACCUGGCUGCUGUCCUGGAGUACCUGAGCGCGGAGGUCCUGGAGCUGGCAGGGAAUGCUGCCCAGGAAAACAAGAAGACCAGGAUCCUGCCCAGACACAUCCAGCUGGCUGUGAGAAAUGAUGAUGAACUGAACCAGCUGUUCUCCUCUGUGACUAUUGCUCAAGGAGGGGUUAUACCAAAUAUCCUUCCCCACCUCCUUCCCAAGAAAACUACUGGAGGUGCUGCUCCUUCACAGCAACAACAUGGUAGCCAGUGA